Molecule: messenger RNA, 207 nt
Organism: Paramecium octaurelia
Lineage: Eukaryota; Ciliophora; Oligohymenophorea; Peniculida; Parameciidae
Source: the annotation of a GenBank genome assembly
AUGAUAUAUAGAAUACUGUUAUUGUUCAUAAUUGAUAUUAUAUUGAAUAGAUAAGAUAUUUCAAUAAAAGGAAAAAUUGUUGAAUGGACGAAUGAUCAUAAGCCUGAUGUUUUAAGUUAAAGGAAAAGAGUUUUGACCAGUAAAGAACAAGCUUAACCAUUUGAGGGUGAUGAUACUUUAAAUAUUGAGGCCAGCUAGUUUUUUUGA